Messenger RNA from Dermacentor andersoni, 509 nucleotides. Lineage: Eukaryota; Metazoa; Arthropoda; Arachnida; Ixodida; Ixodidae. The record is from RefSeq and is a predicted model, not a curated record.
AAAGGUUAUUGAUAUGGUUAUUGAAUUUGUUUAUUUAGCGCCCUCAUUCGAACAGAAACUCUAUGAUUCGAACGGUAGCAGGCGUAAUGGUCACGUGAUAUCUGCAUUUUGCCUCUGCACUGUCUGCACCGUGCUCUGCACCGAUGGCGGACCUUCCUAGAAAUUCAAAGGACGACGAAUUAGAAUGGAUAGAGAUCGAGAAAUCAUUUCGUCAAGAAGAUGCUGUUGAGACAGCGGACCGGGCCGCUCGUAUAAAAAAUAAAUUAGCGGCCAACCCAUUUGUGCCACUGGGACUUCUGGCCACGGUGACGGCGUUGGGUGUCGGUCUGAAGACGAUGGUCAAGGGUCAGUCGAGGCAGUCACAGAUGAUGAUGCGUACACGAGUCGUCUGCCAAGGACUGACGUUCGUAGCCAUACUUGUGGGCAUCGUGGCGGGAGCACGCAAGGCGCAAGAGAAACAUCAAUGACUGAUCUGUUGUUUCUACCAAAAAGAAGAUUUCUGAUGGUAA